Messenger RNA from Echinops telfairi (small Madagascar hedgehog), 3903 nucleotides. It is a transcript of the gene LHFPL4, whose product is annotated as LHFPL tetraspan subfamily member 4. Gene Ontology annotation, cellular component: plasma membrane; postsynaptic membrane; inhibitory synapse. NCBI's taxonomy places the organism in Eukaryota, Metazoa, Chordata, Mammalia, Afrosoricida, Tenrecidae. The annotation marks the transcript as partial. The transcript is spliced from 3 exons. The record is from RefSeq and is a predicted model, not a curated record. Gene Ontology annotation, molecular function: GABA receptor binding. Gene Ontology annotation, biological process: gamma-aminobutyric acid receptor clustering; sensory perception of sound.
CGGAACUCGCGGGCCAUCGGCGUGCUCUGGGCCAUCUUCACCAUCUGCUUCGCCAUCAUCAACGUGGUGGUCUUCAUCCAGCCCUACUGGGUGGGCGACAGCGUGAGCACCCCCAAGCCUGGCUACUUCGGCCUCUUCCACUACUGCGUGGGCAGCGGGCUAGCAGGCCGCGACCUCAUCUGCCGCGGCUCCUUCACCGACUUCAGCACCAUUCCGUCCGGGGCCUUCAAGGCGGCGGCCUUCUUCGUGCUGCUCUCCAUGGUGCUGAUCCUCGGCUGCAUCGGCUGCUUUGCCCUCUUCUUCUUCUGCAACACGGCCACGGUCUACAAGAUCUGCGCAUGGAUGCAGCUCUUGGCAGCUCUGUGCCUCGUCUUGGGCUGCAUGAUCUUCCCCGACGGCUGGGACGCUGAGACCAUCCGGGAAAUGUGCGGGGCCAAGACGGGGAAGUACUCCCUGGGGGACUGCUCUGUGCGCUGGGCGUACAUCCUGGCCAUCAUCGGCAUCCUCAACGCCCUCAUCCUCUCCUUCCUGGCCUUCGUGCUGGGCAACCGGCAGACGGACCUGCUGCAGGACGAGCUCAAGCCGGAGAGCAAAGAUUUCGUCAGCUCGACAGUGAGCUCGGUAUUGCGGCCAGGAGGUGAUGUCUCCGGAUGGGGGGUCCUCCCGUGUCCUGUGGCCCACUCCCAGGGACCCUGAGGCCAGGAGGGAAGCUCAGGAGUCUAUCUGACCUCCGCUUGUCCUGUCUUCUGCCCUCCGGCCCCUCCGACCCAGCUCCGAAGGAAGAUCUCCCACUCUCCACCUGACGUCUCUCACCUCCUACCUGCCUGGCUUGGAAGAGAGGGGUGGCUUGGGGCCGGGAGGGGCAUGGAGUGAGAAAGAGCCCCUGCUGACCCCGGCGGUGUGGGGGGCGGAGGUUCUGGCUCUGCCCCCACAGCCCCCAGGGCCUUUCCUCACCCUUUCCCCCCUGCUCUGAGGACCCCCCCACCCCCCACCCCUGCAGGACCUCUGGAGGCUGCAGUCUGAGGGCCUUUGGCCCUGCCUCCCACAAGAACCCCAUCAAGACACUGCCCUGGGCCCCUCUGGUGGACCGGACUUUUUCUUACCGACGAUGAUUCCACCACAUCUGUCACAGCGUCUUGCGGCGUGCCGCCAGCCCUCGGGGGACUUUUCUUUCAGCGCUCCCAAAGGAUCAGAGCUGCAGUAAGGGGAGGGCACACGCCUCCUUGCCAUCCACGGACUGGGAGGCUGCCUGGCGCAGUCUGAGGCAGGGCAGUGGGCAGCGGGCCCUGGUGGAAGUCAGACAGGGCACUCUGAUUCCAGAGCAGGGCUUUGGAGAGGCUCAGCCGGUGGCUGGGAUGCUUCGACAGCGGCCCUUGAUCCUGCCCUGUUUUGUACGGCACAGACUUCUCAGCCCCUCUAUCAGGGUUGUGGGGGUGGAGGUGGGGGGAAGGGCCCAGGAGUGGACAAUUAGGAUGUGUCCUUCCUGCCUUUUGUGUGGCCCCCCUGCCCCCCACCCCAGGCAUCUGCCAAAGGCAGAAACUGCCCUGCCUCUUUGAUACUUUUCUGCAUAACUUGAACUUGCAGGUCACCUCUGAACAGGGUACCCCUGUCCCCACCCCAGGCCUGUUCCCCUGUCCCUGCCUCUUCUUCUUCGCCCACCUUCUCGCCUUGUGAUAUGCCCAGGGUCCACAGCCCAAUGGGCAGUGCUUGGAGCCAAGGCAUGAAUGUGUGUGUGUGCGCGUGAGUGUGCGUACGUGAGAAAUGUGUGUGGGGAGAUGAGAAGUCUUCCCUCUUUCAUCGUUGGGGUGUCUCUCUCCACCUUGGCAGGGUGCAAACGAGGGAGAUGCCAGGUGUUUUUCCAGCCCCCCUCAUUACCUGUGUAUUGGAGGGUAGAGCUAUCCAGUGCCCCUGACCCUGGGGCUUGGGCAACUGCUUCCAGCACCUAGUUCAGGGGCAGCCAAGCGGUUCCACCUACUGUGCGAUGGCUCUCCACAGUGCCCCUGCAGGUCUGGUGGGAUGGUACAGCUAUUGUCAUGUCUGCCUCAGCCAGAAGAGGGGGCGGGUGGUGUGUGUGCCAUGCAUUUGCCAACUCGUGUUCAUCUCCCUAAGAGUUGGACCCUCUGACUAGGACUUCCAAGACAGACCCACACGCUGCCUGUUUCCCCCAUCUGGACCCUAUCAGGAACCAGAUACUGUGGGAUUCCUGAAGCUUGGAACCCACCAAGUCCUAGUGGCCCUCCAACCUUCGGGAUUCCCAGUUUCCUGCCCUCACCGUGCCUACUUCUCUCCAGCAUCCAGUGAGCCCCUCACUGGUGCUGCACAGCCUGUGCCUCCCCCAACAGGCUGCCUGGGGGUGGGUGCUCCCGCUCCUACCUGGGUCCCUUGUCAAGGAGGAGGGUGUGGGGAGAGAGCUCCUCAGAGAACACAAACCAAAGGCCUCCCCCCUGCCCCAGUGGGAGGGCUGCUAGAGGCAGGGGCAGCAUGGAGAGAGUGAGGGGCAGGCAGAAUAAGGGGUGAGGAAUGGGAAUGCAGGGAGGGAUCAGGUGGGAGAGAGGCAGGUAGAGGAGGAGGCAGGGAGAUGGAGAGGCCUGGUGAUAAACCCAGGAGGAGCAAGGGUGGAGAGUGAUGGAGAAAGGGGGGAGGAGGAAAAAGGCUAUGCUAGAGUGGAUGGUGCUCUCAGAGGGGACUGAGCUAGAAAGAGAACUGGAGGUGGGGGAGGAAGGGAGGCAGAGGGAAAGACGGAAUUAGGAAGAGGAAGGAAGCAUAGAAGGCAUCGAGAUGGGCCACGGACCUGGGGUGGGGUGCUGUCUGCACUUAGAAAGGGGCGAGGGCACCUACUGUCCAAGGGGCCCCCACACCCCAAGGAACCAUGGGAAGAGAUCAGAAUUGCCCUCUCGGAAGCCAAGGCGCAAGAGCCCCACCUCUUGUGAAGUGGGGUAGAGCCACAGCCGGAGGGCUUACUCUUACCGCAGAGGCAGGUAAUUCUGUAAGAGUGGGCUGGUGCCAGGUGACGGAGAAGAGGGAGACUAGGUCCCUUGGGGGCAAAGUUUCCACGUUACCCCCCACCAGCUAUCUCUCUGGCAGAGGGAAGGGCAACUUGGGAGACCCUAGUGAGCUUGAGCCUCAGAGAAUGGAGCUGGGUCUGCUAAGGCCCAAGGGGACCCGGGUAGCACAAAGAAGGUCUCUUGUCUAGUUACCUAAGGGUCUCUAGCCUUUGGGAGGGGAUGACUGGCCUCUUGGAUUCUUAAUAUAGAGCCUCCUGGCUUCAGGUCCUGAAAACAGCGGAGCUUUCAGCACUAAGGUGAGUCUCUAUGCUGGAGCAGCGUGGUCUGACCUCGCCUGGGCCUCGGACUAAGACCAGGGCAACCACAGCCCAGAGGUAGUUCUGUUUGGCUCUGCAGUGAAGUCCUUCCACAUCUAGGUGAUAUGGGGCUCUUCCUUGGGGUCCUUGCAGGAAAAGUUUUCCUGAGCUGAGGGCCUGGAUAAGGCUUGCUUUUGCUAUUUCGGCUUGGACACAAGGCCAGCACCCUUCUCCAGCUUCCAGUGUGAACUGAGAAAAGGAAACCCUCUCUUUGGAGAAGCUGGGAUCUCCCAGUACAAAGAAAUUUGCAGGCCCUGCCUGGCUCAGAGUUCACUUUGGGUGGGUGGGAGUUUCCUAGGAGACGAACGAGGGGGGGGUCCCCGCGCUUCCCUGGGACUUGGCUCAGUGGAUCUCUGAGGUUGUGUGUGUGCUACGAUAGCUUGGUGUUGUCUACACUCCAUUAGUAAGUUCUGUCUGAAGGAGUCCUCACUCUUCAUUAUCCACUUUGGCAACAUUUAUUUUGGUCCUGAUCCCUUCUGCUGCUGCUGGAUUUGAGCUUCAGUGCAGGUGGAAUGAUGUUCAAAUAAACACUUUACAUCACC